GUCCGUCGCGCGCGUGACGUCACGGAUCUGCGCGGGUGGUGGCGCCGAGAGCGGGGUGAGGCGCGGUGUCCGGCCCGGCGAGAGCCGCCACAGGUACUGCGGGGGCUGGGCGAGGAUGAAGAUGAAGUUGCGGAUGCGGACGCUGCCAGAGCAGAUACUUUUCAGGUUCCCACAUGGAACCAGGGACCCAGACUGCAACAGCUGUAACCUGACAAUUUGAUUUGAAAUGGAGAGCAUUACGCAGUUGUUUGGUGAUUUGUGUGAAGCACAUUUGGCUGGUUUGCCAUGGAAGGUCCACCUGGGCAGACGGAAGAUCAGCAAGAGAAGGGCUAAGCAGAAUCUGAAGAAGGUUGCUUAUAAUGCAUUGUUCAUAAACCUAUUUCAAGAUGAGGCUCGUCAGCUGCGAUCAAAUGUUUCCAGGCUUCCAGUGAAAAACAAAAUUUUGAUGCUGUCUUUCGACUUGAGAGUUGGUGGCCUAGGUGCUCAAGCGGAUAGACUGGAGAAUCUUGUGGAGGAACUGGAAACAUCUGAAUGCUUACCAUUUACUGAAGUUGAUUCUGUCUUGGAUCUCUUAGUACACCUUGCUGGAACGGGUCCUCCCCAGCUUGUACCACAAAAAAAGGACUAUUUUGAGAACAACAAAUAUGUGGGGAGAAAUGUCAAAUAUCAAGGUUAUGAUUAUUAUGAUGUCAGUGUAUUUGAAGCUGAUAUACAGUCUCUAAUAACAAAUGAAGAAUGUCAGUUCAACGACACCAUUCAAAAGACACUUCAGAUAAUGGAGGCUGCACCUGGCACUGGACUCCCUGCUAUAGGCUUAUUCUCACAGAACUAUCCUGCUGGUGACAAGUUUGAGAAAGAAACGCGUGUCUCGCUCUUCGGUGCUCUUGUCCGUAGCCGUACGUAUGACAUGGACAUCAAGUUGGAUUUACCACCAGUGCCCGACAAUGCAGAUUUGUCUGGACUUGCAAUUAAAGUUCCCCAGAGUAUAGACCAAUCAGAAGAUGAGGGAUUCCAGUCAGCAUCCAAUCUGACUCCCGAUUCUCAGUCAGAGCCAAGCAUGACUCCAGACGUAGACUUGUGGGAUGCAGUGCUAACGUAUGAACCCAGCAAACGAAGAUGCUGGGAAAGAAUUGGAUACCCACCUGGUAAAAAAGACGAACCGUACCUUACUGAAGCUGGGAGAGAAGCUUUUGACAGAUUUUACCAACUGCGGGAAGGGGAACUGCAGCGAUUCAGUAAUACUGUACUUGAGCUUCCACAGCUUGUGCUACUGAAAGAACCUGAACUGGUUAAGGAUGUCCUGAAUGUCCUCAUUGGUGUGGUAUCCGCUACAUUUUCACUCAAUCAAGCUGCUCAGGCAUUUGUGAUAAAGGAGGGGGUCUAUGUAUCUGGAACUUCACCAGAGACAAUGCACAGCCUGCUCUCAGAAGUUGCAGAGUAUGGAACCUAUUACACACGACUAAGUCGCUUUUCUCUUCAGCCGGUUUUAGAUUCUUCUUAUAGCAAAGGACUCGUGUUUCAGGCAUUCACGAGUGGGCUGAGAAAGUAUCUUCAAUAUUACCGAGCCUGUGUUUUGUCAACACCUCCUACUUUAAGUCUUCUGACGAUCAGCUUUCUCUUCAGAAAAUUAGGUCGUCAGUUGAGGUAUUUAGCUGAACUUUGUGGCAUAGGAACAGCAGUGCUGGGGAUCAGCGGUGGAGCUGGUGCUUCAUUUCCUACGGGUGUUAAAUUGCUUUCCUAUCUGUACAAAGAGGCUCUCAACAACUGUAGUAACGAGCAUUAUCCAGUUCUUCUGUCUUUGUUGAAGACGAGCUGUGAACCAUACACAAGGUUUAUUUAUGAUUGGGUCUACAGCGGUGUAUUCAGAGAUGUUUAUGGAGAAUUUAUGAUCCAGGUGAACGAGGAUUAUCUUUGUUUCAGAGAUAAGCAUUACUGGACUCAUGGCUAUGUUUUGAUUUCAAAAGAAGUAGAAGAUUGCGUCCCUGUGUUCCUUAAACAUAUCGCUAAUGAUGUAUACAUAUGCGGGAAGACCAUAAACUUAUUGAAAUUGUGCUGUCCUAGGCAUUAUAUAUGUUGGUCGGAUAUACCUGUUCCCCGGAUUUCAGUUAGUUUUUCACUUGAGGAGCUGAAAGAAAUAGAGAGAGAUUGUGCAGUAUACGUAGGUCGAAUGGAGAGAAUUGCCCGAUACAGUUCUGUAAGCAAGGAGGAAAAGGAUUUGCGUAUGGAGAUAGCCAAACAAGAAUUAAUUGUUCAUGCUCGAGAAACUGCUAGCAAAGUACUAAAAGCCAUUACUGAUCAACAAAUAUCAGAACGAAUGGCUUUGGAUGCAAAGAAACGGGAGCAGUUCCAGAGACUGAAAGAGCAAUUUGCUAAAGACCAAGAGCGUCGCCUUGCAAUAAAGCAAGAGGAGAUUGAUGAUGAUUUCAGCUAUGCCCGAGAACUGAGAGAGAGAGAAAAAAGACUGAAAGCUUUAGAAGAAGAACUGGGAAAAAAGGCAAGGCAGGAAUUAAUUGACCAUUAUAGCAAGCUUUCUGAUGAUGCAGCCCGCAGAGAACAAAGAGCAUUAUGGAAAAUCCAGCGACACAAGUUGGAAACAGCCCGUCUUAAGUUUCUAUUAGAAGAUCAAAAACGCAUCGAGGAAAUGCUUGAAAAACUUCCAGAUGGAAACUACAGGCAAAAGUUAGAUAUUAUUCCUUAUAAACUGUGCCAGUCUGCUUCGGACAAAAACCCUGGUGUGAAGGAUCCACAUUCACAGGUGUCUUCUGUGAAACCUCUGUGUUCUAGUGAGACAGUUGGCAGAAAAGAAUCUGAGCCUGGACUGGAAUAUGCUACUUCUGCUGACAAAGCACUGCCCGUGCCAGAGCUGACAAAUAAUGAUGCUGAUCAGCUUUUUCAGCCUAAAGCAGCAGGAUCUGAAAGCAGUCUCCAAACUUCAGAGAAAGCACACAGUCUUCUGUACAGUGCUGAUUCCUCACCUGAAUCUGAUGUGAAUAUGGAAGAUUUCUCAUCAAAGCCACAAGAGGAACAACCUGUUUCCAUUAGCAUACAGGGAUCUUUGCUAGAUGAAGCAUUCCAAAAUAUUAACUCUGAUCUCUCUGAGAAUUCUCAAGUAAGUGAAAAUCAGCCUGUCUUGAGAGGAGCACUGGUAGGAGAAGACAAUGCACCAUUGCAUCAGCAAAGCGAGUAUGAUUUUGAAACAGUUCUCAGACCAUCUGCAGCUUGGCAGGGACAUGUUAGAGUUGGGGAAAAUGUAUUUGAUGUGGAGUACAGAAGGCCUCGGUGGAAUAUUCAUGGACAUGCAUCAGAUGCCAGCAUUAGAGUGGGAGAAUACGUACCUCAUGUAGGCAUUUACCCGCCACGUUCAAGUCCUUACGGACAUUCUUCAGACUCUCAUAUAAAAAUCAGCUAUACUUCUGAAGGUGUAUCUAGCCGACCCCGAUGGAAUGUUCAUGGGCAUGUUUCUGAUGCUCAUAUUAAAAUAGGGGAAUAUGCUUCAGAGGUAGAGCCCUCGAGGCCUAGAUGGAACAUUCAUGGCCAUGCUUCAGAAGCCAAUAUUAAGAUUGGAGAAUACGUGUCAGAUGUAGCUCCUACAAGGCCCCGAUGGAACAUCCAUGGUCAUGCUUCUGACACCAGUAUCAAAAUUGGUGAAAAUGUGUCAGAGGUGGUCUCAGCUAGACCUCGUUGGAACAUCCAUGGGCAUGCUUCACAGUCGCACAUUAAAAUUGGAGAACUGGUUUCAGAUACAGAGCCUUUGAAAUCUCGUUGGAGCCUGUUUGGUCACAUGUCCCAGUCGAGCAUCGAAAUAGGGAAGUGGGCCCCGUCUACAGAAGACGAUCCAGUACCUCAUCGUAAAACCAUUUCAGGUCCUUCGUCUGACUCCACAGUUCAGACACUUCUGUACGGUGAUCAGUUAUCUCCUGCUGAAGGGAGCAGAAAGGAAGCAAAAGUGUCAGGAGUUAAGGAAAAGACUUUACCACAUUCACAGGCAUCUGACAGUGUUACAGUCUUUCCUGAUGCUAAUAUUAAAGAUGACAAAAAAGAAAGUACAAUGGAAGAGAAACAAGAAGUAACUGCAGAUGUGGUCAACAAGGACAUUUCUCCAGAUUCCUCACAGAGCUUAGAGGCAGAAGAACCUGAAAAAGCAAUUCCACAAGAUACUGUGCCUCAAGAAACUCUGUUUUCUGAAGCUAGUGUACCCAAGACUAAUGCGGAGGAAGCGGGAGGGGAAGGUCCACAGAAGAAAGAACAAUCUUAUUUGAAAGCCUUAUCGGAUCAGUAUUGCAUUGAAAAAUAUCAAGAUAGUUAUGAUCUGAUGUCAGAACUACCAGUUUCUCAUCUCUUGCAUCAUGUGAUACCAAGAUCAUACACUUUUCCUGUGGAUCCUAUGGUACAGUCAGCAACAGAUGAAACGGCUGUACAGCUGAGUGAGCUCUUAUCUCUGCCGGUGCUGAUGAAACGUUCUGUUACUGCUCCGCUUGUAUCUCAUGUUUCUCUUGUGAACAAAGCAAUAGUUGAUUACUACUUUGUGGAACUGAAUGUAGAGAAGCAUUUUGAAGCACUGAGACACUUUUUGUUAAUGGAAGAUGGGGAGUUUGCUCAGUCGCUCAGUGACCUGUUAUUUGAAAAGCUUGGAUCAGGACAAACACCCGGUGAACUGUUGAAUCCACUGGUUCUUAAUUCUAUCCUAAAUAAAGCCUUACAGUACAGUCUUCAUGGUGACACCCAGCUUGCUUCCAAUCUUUCUUUUGCCCUCAAGUACCUUCCGGAAGUGUUCAAACCCAACGCGCCUGAUGCUCUGAGUUGCUUAGAGCUAAGGUACAAGGUUGACUGGCCUCUGAACAUUGUCAUUACUGAAUGCUGCAUGAAUAAGUACAACAAGAUCUUCUCCUUUUUGCUUCAGCUGAAGCACAUGGUGUGGACUCUCAAGGAUGUUUGGUUUCACUUAAAACGCACUGCUUUAGUGAGUCGUGCAUCAAAUUCUGUUCAGUUUCGACAGCUCCAGCUGUAUAAACAUGAAAUGCAGCAUUUUGUGAAAGUUAUUCAAGGUUAUGUUGCUAAUCAGAUUCUUCAUGUUACAUGGUGUGAAUUUGGAAACAAACUGUCUUCUGUAGGCAACCUGGAAGAAAUUCACAGAACACACGCUGAAUACCUCAACAAAGCAAUCUUCAGGGGUCUGUUGACAGAGAAGGCAGCCCCUGUGAUGAACAUCAUACAUAGCAUCUUCAGCCUCAUUUUGAAGUUCCGCAGCCAGCUGAUCUCUCAGUCGUGGAGCUUCGAUGCAGGAAAGCAAAUGGCUGUUCAUCCCAACUUUGGUCUGAUGCAGCAGUCAUACAAUACCUUCAAGUAUUACUCCCACUUUUUAUUCAAAGGGUGUCCAAAAAUGGUGUCAAAGGACCAAAACCAGGUAUUUCAGGAUGAGUUAGAAUGGCUGCUUCCCAAUUCUACAGGAAGUCAGAACACCUCUGCAAGCCACCUAAGUCCAUACUACGAGAUCUAUGGUUGCUUCAUGGACAGAGAUUAAUAGACCAUUCCUGGUAACAAAGCUUGUAAAUCGAGGAUACCAGCCCCAUUUGGAGGACUUCCUACUGCGUAUCAACUUUAAUAACUACUACAAGGAUAACUGAACUCUACAGAGCAAAGACCACUGAUAGCAUGGUAAAACAGAAACAAAUAACCCUAUAUGCUCGUGAUUUAUAGAAGCUCAUGCAAAUGCCACGCAGGAGGCGUUUUCCUUCAGUAAAAUAACCCACCAUCUAAUAGCUUGAAGACUAUAACCACCACAUUCAGAGACUGAUGCUGCUUAAAAUCCACCAUGGCUACUGAAAUAAAUUAACAGAUGCUUUCUAAGACUUUUGAGAGAUGAAUGUGAGGUAGAAAUAUUCAGACAUAAAUACCUAAUUGAUGUGUUUUAUUUUAAAUUGAUAUUAAGUCUCAACCUAAACAUAACAGAUUUCUUCAAGGUGCAGUGGUAGUGCCUUGAGGCACCAGUCACAGUGGAAGAGGGCAGGAUGAAAACAGCUUGCAGUGAGGAGACCUGCAAGGAGAUUCAGUAUUUGACUGUUCAGGUACUUGGUCAUUACUGGAUCGCUUGAGCCAAACUUGGUCAGAAUAUUAGAGUCUUCUCAAAGUGGAGGCACAUAGAGAACAGCAAAAUGCUGAGAAGCUAAGCACUAGGAUAACUUAUAUCACACGUGAAUGCAUAUAUGCAAGAAAUCCCUUAGAAACUACAGUCAAAAUAGACAAAACACCCCACAUUUUUGCAAUAUAAAGCCAGUUUACACUGAAUAAUUCAGAGGUCUAAUUGGAAGUAGAUAUAGUUUUAAAAUUUAACAGGAUUUUAACAUUCAGAAAAAUUCUGCACGGAGCAGAAUACAGGUUUUUAGAGUUGUUUUUCUUUUGUUGUGUUUAUUUUAGCAUUGUUUUUCCUGCCUCUAGCCCUCAUCUAACACGAACAUGCUACUUCUGGAAAGACUUGCAAAGGCUGCGUAGUGGCCUGCAGUCUAGCCAACUUCUUAAACAGUAUUUACUGAGUGUUUUUCCACAUUGCACAAGGUGAGCAUUUACAUUCUUUUAACGGCAACGUGGGGGACUGGAAUGCACCACUCCGACUAGCUGUAAGAAGAUACUAGCAGGUGACAUAAACAAGAGUCAUCCUCCCUGCUUUAAAGUAUCAUUCAAUAUAAUGCAGCAUAUUGAAACUAACUCAUUAGUUAACUCUUUAUAUUCCAUACAUGCUUUAUUAGUCUAUUUGUCCUGUUUGGGUCAAAGAGUCUGAUUAGUCCCUCAUUUCCCUAUUUUGACUCACUUUCUGCAGCCGCAUUGGAAGACAUCUCUGAGAGACAUGACUAAACUGGACAAAGGAUAUAGACAUUUAUGUCUACACACAGUUUAACAUAAUUUCUCUUUUUCAGCUUUCUAUUAAGGGAUUGUUUCUUUUUGUUGUACAUUCAUGCCUCUCUAAUUGUGCUCCAUGUGCUAAAACCAGGUUGCAAAGCCUUCCGAGGGGCUGCAAGAAGCAGAUUUACACAAGAAGUGGCAUGUGUUGGGCACAUCUAAAGAGUGCAUAGCCCCGUCCAUUAACUUCACCUGGUACAGGGCACAAUUUCAAUCCUGUAAUUACCAAGUGGCUGUGCCAUUGUGCUACCCCCACAUGAACACUGCAGCUGCAGUAGCUAUUCCAAAGCCAGAAUAAAUAAUCUGUCUUUAAUGAAACAAUACUGACUAUAGUAACAGGUUUACUUUGAAAAAUGCAUGUCUAAAUAGGAAGCUGGGACAGUCAAGUAACCAGUGUGUAUUGCUUACAAAUAUGUAUGGCUUACAAAUUACCAUCUACACCUGUGCCACAAAUGACACCAGAAACAAGCUAAAUGAAUACAAUGCAGUUAGUACAAUUAUUGUGAUUUUCCAACAUUAAGGAGCGUGCAGAUGCUUUACAGUACAGAUAGAUACUGUCUCUAUUCCCACAAUGCUACAGGGGUAGCAGGUGGAUCUCUAACUUCUCUGUUUCACUGUAGGAAUCAUUACACACGUGAAUCUAUUUAUGGUGGUCAUAAAUUUUGUUUCCUUCCUUCGAAAGAAAAACCAACCAGGGAUGGGAAUCUGACUUUCUUCUUAAGUAAGAGAGUAAAUGUUAAAAGAGCUUUUUUAGCCGCAAUCAGAUACACAAGAAAAGAAAGAUACCUUUACCCGUGAAAUAAGACAGACUCGACAAGUGUGACAGCAUCCCGACUGGCAUCGUACCGUGCACAAACAACGGCAACGUGGAUGGUCUGUGGGAGAAAGAGAACAAAAAGAACAAAAAUUAAAGCUUGCUCCUGUGUUGCAUCGUUCAUUAAGGAGAGCACAUACGUGACAGUACUAUUAUUUAGUGUGGUGAUUGUUAAAGAUCCGAGUGGGUGUUUUGCAGCUGUUUGCAGCCCCCUUGAGGCAGUUUUUUUAAAAACAUCUUAAUUGAGUUAUAACACCAUCAUCCUUCCGAAGUCAUUACUAUCCCUAAAUUACAUCAGGUGUCUGAACAGAGUUGCAUUUAUUGGCUAAGAGCGUAUGUAUGUACUUGUGUACGUGCACACACACACAUUUAGCAGCACACAAAAUUCUGAGUAUGCAAACACACAGACACUUCAACCCUCUGAACUGAAGUUUAAGAUUAUGUCUGAUAAUUAGAAGCAGAUAUGCUUUAGAAAUUUUGCAUCAUUUCUGUCAGAAGGAUGGCUACUAAAGAGAAGGUGAGCAGCCUCUGAUGGAUGAGCAUGAGUAGGACAAUUGGUUUGCCAGGGCCUGGAUGAGUUUCAGUGAUAAGACGGGACACAAGCUGCACAGGCAGGUGGUCACUUCCUUGCUUAUCACUACCAGUAUGGGCCGUACCGGGCAGUGUUAAUGUCUUCACAUUAACUUCACAUUAAAUAAAGCCCCUCACUCCCCACCCCUGCACCUUGUAAAUUAUCACUUAUUCUAUACCUUCUUAUCUCCCUUUUAUUAUGAGGCAGAGGUUUACUCACCCCUUCAAGAGGAAAGAGAAAAUUGAAAAAGUGCUACCAGUCGUUAUUAUGAAGGUGGAAAGUAGUAAUUUGAAAAAUGCCAUUAAGUUAUUCUUGUCUGGUUUUAAAAUUAGCCACUGCUCUUCCCUGGGGACAAAAGAAAAUGAAUCUUAGCAAGUUUUGACUCCAGCUUCUAUAUUUUCCUGUUUCCCAGUGGUUACGGAAAUGAAGGAGAGUUCACCACGUGUUCAUGGCAGCACAAAGCUGCUGACUGGGGACACAGCUGUGAAACUGCAGGGAAGCCUCAUUUGGCUUCCAUUUGAAGCUUGGUUAGCUGGUUUCUCACACACACACCUCUCAUUUUCCACAGAAAGCCCACUACGCAGAGAACAAAUGAGGAAUUCUACCUCCUCACAUAGUGGUAGAUUCGCAAAGUCUGUUGUUACAGAAGCAGAUUUACACAAGAAGUGGCGUGUGUUGGGCACAUCUAAAGAGUCCAUUAACUUCACCUGGUACAGGGCACAAUUUCAAUCCUAUAAUUACCAAGUGGCUGUGCCAUUGUGCUACCCCCACAUGAACACUGCAGCUGCCUCCAGCCCUAGCGUGCCUCACUAGCUGAGGCACAAUGAAGAUGUGAGGUUUGAAGAGCACUUCCUUUAAUAAGGCAACUGCCUGUUCAGAGAGGUGUGAGAAAGAAAAGAUAUAGCAGUACAUUUUGGCAGCAUCUCUGUGAGGUGUUCAGCACUUUAAAUUUAUGAUGAAGUCAAUGGGAAUUGAACGUGCUCAACACUUAGCAAAAAAUUGUGUUUGUCUCUAGUAAUAACAAUAGGGGAGAAUAGAGGCUGCUUAUUAAUGACUUCUAUUGCAGCAGCGGUUUGUACCAUACUUACGGGCCUGGGUUCCUGUGAAUGCAGAUUCCUGACACCGCACACACUCUUUCCUCUCUGUUUGCCACCUGGUCUUUUUCAGGCUUCUGGAAGACCUCAGAACCUUUCCUUCAAUGCCAAUUAAAAUCAAAUUAACUGAGAA
Cuculus canorus (common cuckoo) is the source of this 9506-nucleotide messenger RNA. RefSeq names its product tubulin gamma complex associated protein 6 (gene TUBGCP6). Bases 227 to 5521 code for a protein of 1764 amino acids. Gene Ontology annotation, cellular component: equatorial microtubule organizing center; centrosome; spindle pole. Lineage: Eukaryota; Metazoa; Chordata; Aves; Cuculiformes; Cuculidae. The transcript is spliced from 27 exons. The record is from RefSeq and is a predicted model, not a curated record. Gene Ontology annotation, molecular function: microtubule minus-end binding; gamma-tubulin binding. Gene Ontology annotation, biological process: microtubule nucleation; cytoplasmic microtubule organization; mitotic cell cycle.